AUGGCAAGAAAACAGUUGGGUUACAGAAGACGACCUUGUUGUAGUCGUGAUGCCUUUGUGAAAGGUAGACGUGGUUGUAGUUAUAGACGUGACGGUAAUGGUAGUUUCGCGUGCUGGGCAAUUAGUUGGAUAAAUAGUUUUAGUGUGAUUGCGUGUCUUGAUGAUAGUUCUAUUCAACAUCAUAGAAGUGAUUGA
Diversispora eburnea is the source of this 195-nucleotide messenger RNA. The record is from the annotation of a GenBank genome assembly. NCBI's taxonomy places the organism in Eukaryota, Fungi, Glomeromycota, Glomeromycetes, Diversisporales, Diversisporaceae.